AUGGCGCGUCGCCUGGCGCUGCUGACGCUGCUGGCGUGCGCGGCGGCCGUCCGCCGCCCGCCGAGACACUCCGCAGACAUCUCCGACUCCGAAUCCCUCGACCCCUUUUCAGUGUGGGACGAAUACGAAGACUCGUACGAAACCACCCCUGUGCCGCGAACGCGCACCACCACACUUAGUGCUAAAGUGUUGCUAAAGGGGAAAAUCCCCAAAGUGAACGUGACUAUGAAAAACACUAAAGGUGAAGAAAAAAAAGUAAUCAAAACCACUAAUAUUAAUAUAGAAAGUCAUACUAAUUUUAUAGUUACUAAACCACCGCAACUGAAGCCUGAUUCAGCAACAGGCCUACCGGUUCUUCAAAUAGGAGACCAGUAUGUGUUGGUGGAAUCUCCUGACUUGCAACAAGUGCCUCGGACGACCACAAGACGUCCGUCGACCACUCGCCGACCUGGUCGACGACCCAGCACUACUCGACGACCACCAACCACGCCAAGGCGACCUACUACACGUCCCAUGAGGCGCACGCCGAAGACAACAAAAUCACCUCAGUCUAAAAAAACAACUUGUCCUCCUAAAAAUUCAGGAUGGUUGUCAUCGUUUUUUGAAGAAAACAAAUUAAAAAAGGUGCCCGAGAGACCAGGAAAAGCAGAAAAAUCUGCAAAGAAGUCGCUCAAGAAGACCUACAAAGGAUUUCAGCUUUUAAGAACAUAUCCCGACGUUCAGUGGAAGGUGCACGAAAUGCUGGACUUGCAGGAAGAAGCCCAGGGUUCUGGACUCAUGUGGUGGACACCACCUUCACUUAAUGGCUCGACAGACUUGCUUGUUCCACCUGAUUUGCUCUCCGAUGUGAAAGAUCAUCUAAAAUCAAACAAAAUCGACUAUGAUAUUAUAAUUUGGGAUUUACAGAAAGCGAUUACCUACGAAAAUCCUCGGCUCUCUAAGAAACAAAGACUUGAGUUAGAGCAAUUGCGUGGACAUCCGAUGACUUGGCGACGAUAUCAUCGUUACGCAGACAUCCUCCGGUACUUGGAAUAUUUACAGCACUCGCAUUCAGACUUAGUGGAGCUCAUACCACUUGGUCGAUCGUCAGAGGGAUUACCAUUAGUUGCAGUGAAGGUUUCAUUAUCUGUCAACGAUACUGUGAUAAAAGGAAAAGAGAAAAAGAAGUGGAAAUUGCGUUCGCGUAUGAAACCUGCGGUGUGGGUGGACGGGGGCGCUCAUGCGCGAGAGUGGAUAGCGCCAGCCGUCGCUACAUGGAUGAUACACGCGCUCGUCGAAGGAGAGAAAGAUCUAGGAGCCGAGUACGACUUACUCAAACAAGCUGACUUCUACAUAAUGCCGGUGUUGAACCCGGAUGGUUACGAGCACUCACACACUCACGACCGGCUCUGGAGGAAAACACGUUCACGACAACCCGACCACUCCGAUGACUACUAUGACCCGAGCGUACGGCGUGUAGCGUUCCGCGCGUGCCUCAAAAAGCCAAUAGACCACCACAGACGGGGCCCUAAAGGGCUGAUGUUCAGCCGGGGUUGCGGGGUAAGCGCAAUGAGGCACCGCGACCUCGGAGCAGAAGGAACAAGGGGGUUUCCGUGGAACUGGGGUCAAACAGAGUGCGUGGGCGUCGAUGCAGACCGCAACUGGGACUACCAUUGGAGCGAAAAAGACUCAUCUCUCGAUCCGUGCUCAGAAAACUACGCCGGACCACAUCCCUUCAGCGAACCUGAGACCCGAGCCGUUUCAGAGUUUUUAUCCGAACAUAGAGGACAAAUAAAGUUGUACCUGUCGCUGCACGCGUACUCACAAGCCUGGUUGGUGCCCAGCUCGCACUCUCGCGAGUCAUUCUCGGACGAUGGUGUCCUCACCGAGAUGGGUAAAUUGGCAACCGUUGCACUUGCAGACUUAUAUGGAACCAAAUAUCAAGUCGGCACUGCAGCUGAAAUACGACAGCCUGCUUCUGGAAUGUCGCAUGAUUGGGCUAAAGCUCGAGCUGGAAUCAAAUUUUCGUAUCACGUGGACUUGCGGGAUUCCUUCGGACCUUACGGUUUCUUGCUGCCAGGCUCCCAAAUAGUAUCCACAGCCCGCGAGACCUGGCAAGCUGUCAAAGCAAUCGUCGACAACCUAUCUGUAGCUUAG
Messenger RNA from Spodoptera exigua (beet armyworm), 2136 nucleotides. NCBI's taxonomy places the organism in Eukaryota, Metazoa, Arthropoda, Insecta, Lepidoptera, Noctuidae. The record is from the annotation of a GenBank genome assembly.